CGGCUCCUGUCCGCAGCGGCAGCAGGGGCAGCGCCGGCCCGGGCACCGGGGAGCGGAGAUCGGGCAGCGGGGCCAGCGAUGGGGCUGGGUGCCCGGACGCGCCCCGGCUGAGCCGUCCCGUCCCGUCCCGCCCCGGCGGACCUUGGCCGGCCGGGGAGCGGCCGGGGAUGCUGGCGGGAUGCCGGCCAGCGGGGCGGCCGCGCUGCUGGUCCCGGCAGUGCUGGGCUGGGCUCUGCUGCUCUGGACCCUGCCGCCCACCCUGCCCCAGCCGCUGUCGCAGCCCCGUGAGUCCCGGCAUGUGGUGGAGACCGAGGCCGUCUUCGACACCUCCUACACCGACUCCGUCAACGCCAGCCUGCUCCACAUCUACGCCUUCGACCACACCGUCCGCAGGAACCGGACCGAGGGCGUGCGGGUCUCGGUCAACGUGCUCUCGGACCCCAAGAACUUGCCGGUGCUCUUCGUGGUGAGGCAGAGGGAAGCUGUGGUCUCCUUCCAGGUGCCGCUCAUCCUCCGCGGGCUGUACCAGCGGAAGUACACGUACCAGGAGGUGAGCCGCACGCUCUGCCAGCCUCAGACCAAGGCGGAGGUGGAGACCCAGAACUUCUACGUGGAUGUCUCCACGCUGUCCCCCAACGCCUCCUACCUGCUGCGGGUCACCCGCGUGGAGAACUUUGUGCUGCGGACCAAUGAGAAGUUCAGCUUCAAUGCCACAGCUGCCCAGCCGCAGUACUUCAAGUACGAGUUCCCCACGGGAGUGGACUCCGUGAUCGUGAAGGUGACCUCGGCCAUGGCCUUCCCCUGCUCUGUCAUCUCCAUCCAGGACAUCCUGUGCCCUGUGUAUGACCUGGACAACAACGUGGCCUUCAUCGGCAUGUACCAGACCAUGACCAAGAAGGCAGCCAUCACGGUGCAGAAGAAGGAUUUCCCCAGCAACAGCUUCUACGUGGUGGUGGUGGUGAAGACCGAGGACGAGGCCUGCGGGGGGGCUCUGCCCUACUACCCCCUCUCCAAAAAUGCCUCCCCAGAGGAACCUGUGGACCAGCACAACCGGCAGAAGCUGCUGGAGGUGAUGGUGUCGCCUGCCAUAACCUCGGAGGCCUACGUCAGCAGUGUCCUCUUCUGCCUGGGCAUCUUCCUCUCCUUCUACGUCCUCACGCUGCUCAUCGCCUGCUGGGAGAGCUGCCGGCAGCAGAAGAGGAAGGGGCUCCUGGCAGCCAUGGACUCGCCCAGCCUGGACACGGCAUCCCUACUGGGGCACAGCCGCAGCAUCCCCAGCUCCUUCCUGGGCCAUUCCCCCUACGACAGCUACGGCUAUGGCUCCUUCGGGAAUGGUUCCUCCAGCAGUGCCGAGGGUGUCACGGACAGCAUGGGCUCCGUGGAGGUCACCUACAGCUACGUGGGGCAGGAGCAGUUCAAGCGGCGCACACCCUCCACCCCGAUGAGGCCGCUGAGCAUUGCCAUGGGGGAGCGGUCGCUGGAGAACGUGGCCGGGCGGCCGCGCCUGGACUCGCUCAGCUCGGUGGAGGAGGACGACUACGACACGCUGGCCGACAUCGACUACGACAAGAACGUGAUCCGCACCAAGCAAUUCCUCUGCGUGGCUGACCUGGCGCGCAAGGACAAGCGAGUGCUGCGCAAGAAGUACCAGAUCUACUUCUGGAACAUCGCCACCAUCGCCGUCUUCUACGCCCUCCCUGUCAUCCAGCUCGUCAUCACCUACCAGACGGUGGUCAACGUCACCGGCAACCAGGACAUCUGCUACUACAACUUCCUCUGCGCCCACCCGCUGGGGAACCUCAGCGCCUUCAACAACAUCCUCAGCAACCUGGGCUACGUCCUGCUGGGUCUGCUCUUCCUGCUCAUCAUCCUGCAGAGGGAGAUCAACUACAACCGAGCGCUGCUGCGCAACGACGCCCACGCCCUGGAGUGCGGCAUCCCCAAGCACUUCGGGCUCUUCUACGCCAUGGGCACAGCUCUCAUGAUGGAAGGGCUGCUCAGCGCCUGCUACCACGUCUGCCCCAACUACACCAACUUCCAGUUCGACACCUCCUUCAUGUACAUGAUCGCCGGGCUCUGCAUGCUGAAGCUCUACCAGAAGCGGCACCCAGACAUCAACGCCAGCGCCUACAGCGCCUACGCCUGCCUGGCCGUCGUCAUCUUCUUCUCGGUGGUGGGCGUGGUCUUCGGCAAGGGCAACACAGCCUUCUGGAUCAUCUUCUCGGUCAUCCACAUCGUGGCCACCCUGCUGCUCAGCACCCAGCUCUACUACAUGGGGCGCUGGAAGCUGGACUCGGGCAUCCUGCGCAGGAUCCUGCACGUGCUGUACACGGACUGCGUGCGGCAGUGCAGCGGGCCCAUGUACGUGGAUCGCAUGGUGCUGCUGGUCAUGGGCAACAUCAUCAACUGGUCGCUCGCUGCCUACGGCCUCAUUGUCCGCCCCAAUGACUUCGCUUCCUACCUGCUGGCCAUCGGCAUCUGCAACCUCCUCCUCUACUUCGCCUUCUACAUCAUCAUGAAGCUCCGCAGCGGUGAGCGCAUCAAGCUCAUCCCCCUGCUCUGCAUCGUCAGCACCUCGGUGGUCUGGGGCUUCGCCCUCUUCUUCUUCUUCCAGGGGCUCAGCACCUGGCAGAAAACGCCGGCGGAGUCCCGGGAGCACAACCGGGACUGCAUCCUGCUCGACUUCUUCGACGACCACGACAUCUGGCACUUCCUCUCCUCCAUCGCCAUGUUUGGCUCCUUCCUGGUGCUGCUGACGCUGGACGAUGACCUGGACUGUGUCCAGCGGGACAAGAUCUACGUCUUCUAGGGGCCCGCAGCCGCCCGCCGCCCUGGCACCGUGCCAAACGCCUGGCUGCAGCCCCUGGAGGGGGGACCCCGCCCCUGGGGAGGGAUG
Molecule: messenger RNA, 2896 nt
Organism: Dryobates pubescens (Downy woodpecker)
Lineage: Eukaryota; Metazoa; Chordata; Aves; Piciformes; Picidae
Gene: SIDT2
Product: SID1 transmembrane family member 2
Exons: 28
Coding region: 179-2809 (876 amino acids)
Cellular component (GO): membrane
Source: RefSeq, a predicted model, not a curated record